AUGCUAGUCCCUAAAGAAGAGUUUUUAGCCGUAGAUGAACAAAUUAUCCCUACCAAAUGCCGUCACGAAUUAAAACAGUAUAACCCUGCUAAACCUCACAAAUGGGGUUACAAAAACCAAGUCCUGAGUGGCGUUAGCGGUUUUAGCUAUGAUUUUGAUAUAUUUGCUGGGGACCAAAGUAAUUCCUACCCUUCAGAUGCGCCAGAUCUUGGCGUAAGUUCAAAUGUUGUCACACGAUUGACAUCUACAGUUCCACAACAUCAAAAUUACAAAAUUUGUUUCGACAACUGGUUCAAUAGCCCAAAUCUUCAAGUAUAUCUUUACAAAAAAGGUCUACUUCCGUUAGGAACCGUGCGACUCAAUCGUGUUCCAAACUCCAACAUGCCUUCUGAAAAGGAACUAAAAAAGCGAGGACGCGGUAGCAUGGCAGAAAAAGUAGCAGUCAUAGAUAAAGUGAAGUUGAGCUUAGUUUCUUGGUUCGAUAACAAGAAUGUGAAUCUUCUUUUAGCCUACGUUGGAAGUGAACCCACAACAACAAAGCGGCGUUAUGUUCGCCAAGAUAAAGAAUAUGUUUACAUACCUUCACCCCAAGCUGUAGAUGUUUAUAACCAGCAUAUGGGAGGAGUGGAUUUACUAGAUUCUAUGCUGGGUUAUUAUAGAAUCCAUUUGCGGUCUCGUCAAUGGUACAAGAGGAUUUUUUUUCACAUGGUGGACAUGACACUUGUCAAUGCUUGGUUGUUAUGGCGCCGAAUCAAUGCUGACUCAUACAUGCCACUUUAUGAUUUCAAACUGGCCGUUUCCGAACAUUUGCGUAAAGCAGGAAAAGCAGUUAUGACCAAGAAACGUGGUCGUCCAUCGAGUAUUGUUGGAACUCCGACAUCCAGCCGGGGUGGCACUCCCUCCCGUAUUCCUGAAUCUCCAGUUCCCGCAAAAAAGACACGAAAAACGCCAGCUAGGCAUCAAGACUUGCCUUUGGCGUCCGUGCGUACCGAUGGGAUUGGCCAUUUUCCGAUUUGGAAGAAGAAUGCCCGACAAAUAUGCCAAAAUUGUUCUAAAUUUCGUUCUUUUACAUUAUGUGAAAAAUGUAAUGUUUAUUUGUGCUAUAAUGACAAACGCAACUGUUACAAAGAAUUUCACGAGGAAUAA
Molecule: messenger RNA, 1146 nt
Organism: Danaus chrysippus (African queen)
Lineage: Eukaryota; Metazoa; Arthropoda; Insecta; Lepidoptera; Nymphalidae
Source: the annotation of a GenBank genome assembly